AUGACUAACAAUUUAUGAGGCCUUGCUCGAAGAAGGGCUAAGCGAUCCGUAUGGUUAACUUGAUUUUCAAUUUUUGUACUUUUCUCUUCCUUUCAUGCCCAUGUAAAAGGCGAAUGCGAAAAGGAUGCACUUUCGCCGAGGCAUAAAAGCAGAGCCGUGCAACGUAGAACUUGCAAAACAAAACGAGGAGAAAUAGCGCCCAGUCAGGAGGCAAAGACGAAGUGCUAGCUGAACAGAAACUGCAUUUGAAGAAACCAUGGCUGUGGCAGACCUGAUUGACAUUAAGAAGCUGAAGGAGCUGCGGAGGACCAACCCCACCAAGGCCAAAAAUCUCAUAAAAAAGAUAAAAAAGAAAAAUGCCAAGAAGGAAAAGAAGGACAAACCGGAGAGGAAGAUCGACGCCACUGGUGCUGCGAGCAGCUACCGGAAUGAACCCUACGUGGAGUACGUGGAGGAAGACAUCGAGGAAGAACUUUUCAGAAACUUCCAAGACGUGUACAAACGGUUUAAAGGCAACGCGGAAGACUUCGCGGAGUACGAAGAGCAGAAUGAAGACGAAAAAAAAAUAAAUCUGGAGGACAGCCACUCGGAAGACGACUCGGAGGAGCAGGACGAUGAGGAAGAGGAAGAAGGCGGGGGAAAGGCCAAAACGAAAGAACCCAUUUCGAAAAAAGCUUUAAAACUGUUAAGUAGACCCUCCGUUGUGAAAUUAAAAGAAUUUGCAAAAAAACCGGAGCUAGUCGAAAUAUGGGACACGACGGCAAGUGACCCAUUUUUCUUUGUCUGGCUAAAAUGCCUAAAAGAUUCGGUGCCCGUACCACAGCAGUGGUGCCAAAAGAGGAAAUACAUGCACGGGAAGAGGGGAAUUGAAAAAAUCCCAUACACAUUACCCCCCUACAUUGAGGACACCAAAAUUAGCGAAAUAAGGCAAGCCAUAAAAGAAAAGGAAGAACAAAAGUCAUUAAAGCAAAAAAUGAGGGAUAGGGUUAGACCCAAGCUGCACACAAUGGAUAUAGAUUACCAAACACUUCAUGAUGCGUUCUUCAAAUAUGCAACAAAACCAAAGCUAGUCAAAUUUGCAGAUGUAUACUAUGAAGGGAAAGAAUUUGAAUUAAAAACGAAAAAAUUCCGCCCAGGAGUCAUUUCGGAAAAGCUCAGAAAGGCUCUAAAUAUAGAUCCAUCCGAACCCCUACCUUGGCUAUUUAACAUGCAGAAGUAUGGGUUGCCUCCCUCCUUUCCUUAUUUAAAUAUCCCCGGGUUGAAUGAACUCACGGCGGAGAACUCUGGGGGGAGGACUAGCCAAACCAACACACCAAACUUGCACCCCCCACAGGGUGGCCAGAACAAACCGCAGGAAGAUGGAGCCAAAGGAAAAUACGAAAAUGUGGAUGACUCGGGGAAUAUCGUCUACGGGAAUUUUAUAUCUCACCACACAAGUGACAAUAGUAGCAAAUACCCGGAUGACUUCCUCUGGGGAGAAAUUGAUGAGAAUUAUGUAAACUCUGAAGAGGAGGAAGAGGAGGAGGAAGAAGAGCAGGAAGAACAGUUAGAAGCAGGUGAAGAGGGCAAAAACGAGAAGACGAAGAAGAAGAUAAAGGGACUGCCCAAAGAACAGCAAGACAAAAUGGAUGGACUCGAUGCGGAAAAUGCAAACCUCAAUUUGAAUGAGGAUAUGAUGAAGGGCAAUUACAACAGUGGACUCUACAGUGUUGCCACGAAUACGAAAAUAAACGGGUCGUAUACCCCCUUCAUGGAAAGCGGGGCAACCUCCGUCGAUCUGACUUCUUUCAUUUCGGGAUACGAAACUCCCAAAUAUGUUUAUAACAAUGGUUAUAUGAAUCCCUCGCAUAUGAACCCCGCACAUAUGAAGCCGUACACAGUGCUGCAAAAGGAAGACGUGCCCAUCUCGCAAAAUCACUUGUUUGCUUCAAAUGUGAAAUAUAAAAUUAAUCCCGCAGUUUCCCUCAUGAGUAAGUCAUCAAACGUUUCAGAGGCAGGGGGAGGAGGUAUCACUCCAUUUAGCGCAGUCUCAUUGUCAACCCCCUAUGCUCCAAGUGAGACGGGGAAGAAACUCCAAAUUAACCCCCCACAGACGAAUAUUGAAGAUAUAAAGAAGGAGCUGAGCAAACAUGAGGAGUUAUCCAAUAAGGCGAAGCUCGUGUCGGCCCAGGUUGACCCACCCAAGAAGGGGAAGAAGGAGGAGAAGAAAAAGAAAAAGAAGAAGUACUUCAAGUUUUGA
Plasmodium vivax (malaria parasite P. vivax) is the source of this 2239-nucleotide messenger RNA. RefSeq names its product splicing factor 3B subunit 2, putative. Lineage: Eukaryota; Apicomplexa; Aconoidasida; Haemosporida; Plasmodiidae. Gene Ontology annotation, biological process: mRNA splicing, via spliceosome. The record is from RefSeq and is a predicted model, not a curated record. The transcript is spliced from 3 exons. Gene Ontology annotation, cellular component: catalytic step 2 spliceosome; U2 snRNP; precatalytic spliceosome. Bases 257 to 2239 code for a protein of 660 amino acids.